CGGUUUUCCUGGCAUGACCUUUUCCCUUGGCAACCACUUCCUCCGAGCAUCCACGGCCAUCUUUAAUUUCCAGCCAUUCAUGAAAAAGUUGCCUCGCUCAUGUAAACACGCCGAACGGACGCGGUUUACGCACGAAGCGGCGGCACCGACCCACGGCGCGGUGUGUGUCUGUGUGCGUGUGCGUGUGCGUGAGUGCGGUUCCCAGCGAGCAGCGGCACAACCCGAGCAGAGCAGCAGGCUGUGACCCGCAGAGACCAAAGUGAACACCGAGAGCGAUGAGAAAGAAGCAGACUGCCAAACAGAGGAAGACUGAGGAGACUACAGUUGUCCAGGAGUUUGUGGUGGAGAAGAUCAUUCGCCGCAGGGUCUCUGACGGCAGAGUGGAGUACUUUCUGAAGUGGAAAGGCUUCACCGAUGCAGAGAACACUUGGGAACCCGAGGACAACCUGGACUGUCCCGAGCUCAUCAAUGAGUUCCUGAGAAACGCCCUCCAUCUCUCAUAUGAGAAUGAGGAAGAGCACAGCGAGUUCAUUCCCAAAGAAGAAAUGACAGAGCAAGAGACGGAAAUUUCCUGCUUGCAGCCUCAGCAGCAGGCCUGCACUCUGCAGAGCGAUGGCGACGUCCUCGAGCCGAGCGACGAGCGUUCAGAUUCCCCCGCCAACCUCGGCACUUACCUCGAGCCCGAAUGCAUCAUUGGCUCCACAGACAGACAGGGAGAGCUCAUGUUCCUCGUCAAAUGGAAGGACUCCGAUGACGUGGCCCUGCUGCCUGCGCGUGAAGCCAGCGCCAGGUGUCCCCAGGUGGUCAUCGACUUCUACGAGCAGAAGCUGACCUGGCACUGUGGAGAAGAGGAGCCGUGAAGCGCGCGCGUGUUAGCGUGUUUGCGGGUGUGUGUGUGUGUGUGUGUGUGUGUGUGUGUGUGUGUGUGUUUGUUUUGAGUACGGAGGAGAACUGGUAAACGGCUGCGUUCUCACCUGAAGCUUAGUUUAACCUCCAUCCAGUGUCCUCCUCCAGCUGACAUUAGAAGCACGCUGUGUGAAAUUGCAUCCCGCUGCAGGUAAGAGUUUCGGAAUCUGUCGGGUGGAAGAACCUCAGCGGGGACGGAUAUUUAGGGCUCUCUGUCCCGUGGUGCUCAGCAAGGUCACUGUGCCUUUGUGGAGACUGUGAUGGAGACUUAAACUAACCUGUGUGUGAAGAGCAGCCGGUCUGAGGUCAGACUAACCUGUAGCAGCUUUGGUCAUGUGUCAUCAUGUAGCCGACACAAUCACUGUGGACAUGUGUUUUGUUUUCAAGACUACUGUUAUAUAGUAAUUUAGUAUCUCUAGUCCUCCACUGGGAGGGGUCCCUGGUUUAGUGUGAGCGUUUUAUCUUGUAUAGCGACACUUUGUAGGCAGAGUGAACUAACUGUUGUCCGAUCUGUACCUCCAGUGCACCUAGCUUAGGUUGGAUUGUCUACACUAGAGCCCGGCUGACAUGGAUGUUUGGAGGCUGAUGCCAGUAACGAUAUUGGUGUGUAAAAAACAAAAAAGUUCAGUAUUGAUAUAUUGGCCUACAUAUAUAUUUUGGCAAUGAUCCCUUAAGGCUCAUUUAUGCUCAAUGUUAGAUAUGUGUACGAAACACAGACCGAGCCGUCAGUCUAUACUCUGCGUUGAUUUCAUCUGUAUUUUUUACUUGUGAAAGCUUGAGGAUACAGACGAAUCAAAUGAAAAGGAGCAGUACCACCGGGAAUCAUAGGGGGGCGGUGUAGCCAGUAGCUUAAGCAAAAGAGGGAAGAGAUUUCAACAAUGACAGAACUGAGGAGGUGUUAAGAAACUACAGGCGUCUAAAUGAUGUUACUUCACCUGGGACAAAAGGGCAAAGAGCUACUUUUACCUCUUCAGACCUACGUUAUCUCAAUUUUCUCCCUCGUCGCCAUGUUUGUUGUUGUCAGAAACUCUGCACUGCCCUCUAGUGGAUGCAUUGUCUAACCACGCCAACAUAAAGGACACACGGAAAUAAGUGGGCUGUGAAGGUUACGUCGUUUGAAACGGACUUAUCUCUUUUCAUACAUAAAGGCAGCAUAAAUGAGCCUUAAUAUGUCACUAUGACAAAGAAAUGUCACUGAGGCUUGAUAUUUUAAAAUUUUACUUACAAUUUUGAUAUAAAUAACUAUAAAUACAAAGAAAACACGAAUACAACCAAAUAAAUACAACUUGAAUUAAGAACAAAAUAAUGAUAAACUACAGAUUGUUUUGGACACACUACAUUAUGAUAUUUCCAACAGCCAUAGGGUUUUUCAGCGUAGUUGUUUCUGUAAAAUGAAAGUUUUAAUGAUGUAGCAUAUCGGCAAAAAUGAUUUCUGAAUGUCCGUGAAAGGCUCAUAUCAGCCGUUGUUUUUUAUCAACAAACAGAUUAAUCAGUCGGGCUCUAACGUACAUAUUGUUUGAACCUGUAUUGUGUGAGGUGUUUGUAGCCAUGUUUUAUACUGUGUCUCACUGUGUCUCACUGUGUCUCUAUGACCCCUGUGGUUGAUGUUUUAAACAUGUAUUUUAAAAUGUGCCCCACCAGAAAAUGUCCCAGAUCAGCUGCUAUGAAACAAAUGAUCUCACCUCUGAUGAAUCAUCAAAAGUUGUUUUUAUAAAGGAAUAUUAGGUGCUUUUAGACAGAGGGAAAUCCAGGCAAUCAUUAUAUACAUUAGAUAAAUGGUGCGCCUAAUGAUGACUAAAACGGAUUGUUAAAUGUAGCACUUUAGACGUGAGACUGUCCACUGGUGGAGAGCAUUGUCUUCCAGUAAUUCCACAGGCAAGGACACGAAACCUGUCUCCUGACUCGACAUAUCUCCCAUCGUAGUUAUGGGACACUCAGCUGAACCUUCGACCUCCUAAAACUCACCUCCUACUGUAACUACUGUAACUGACCAUAGAUCUGUGAAGUCUCUGUGAAUAAAGGAAAACAUUUUGUGACACUUUC
Messenger RNA from Hippoglossus stenolepis (Pacific halibut), 2949 nucleotides. It is a transcript of the gene cbx3b, whose product is annotated as chromobox homolog 3b. The transcript is spliced from 5 exons. Gene Ontology annotation, biological process: chromatin organization; negative regulation of transcription by RNA polymerase II. Lineage: Eukaryota; Metazoa; Chordata; Actinopteri; Pleuronectiformes; Pleuronectidae. The coding region runs from base 276 to 860 and encodes 194 amino acids. Gene Ontology annotation, molecular function: chromatin binding. Gene Ontology annotation, cellular component: nucleus; pericentric heterochromatin. The record is from RefSeq and is a predicted model, not a curated record.